GUGCUUUAUGUCUUCAUUCAAUUUAUUUUGUCAAAAACUGGUUGUUAUCCACUCACCCAUUUCCGGCUCAAAUCUGGCUAAUGGAGUUAAAUAGAGGAGAAAGAGACUCUGAGGAAGGAAGAAAGGAAGAAAAGAAACUGCACAUUCAGGAAAGUAAGCAAAAUCAGAAGAAACCCAAGAAAUCCCAGAAAAAAAAGGCAAAGCUUAUUACGAUGGCCGGCUUCUUGGGUUCGAUUAGGUUUCCAGUGAUCUGGGCAGCUGCGGUGUUGGUGUUGACGGUAGUGGUGAGCCAAUCGUCGGCGGUCGACGCGAGCGGGGACUACCUGGGGUGGAUACCCAUCAGAUCAAACUGCAAGGGGUCCAUAUCGGAGUGUUUGGCCGGGGAUGAGGAGUUUCAGCUGGAUUCCGAGAUCAGCCGGCGUAUUCUACAAACCACCAAGUACAUCAGCUACGGUGCGCUGCGGAAGAACACUGUUCCCUGCUCCCGACGCGGCGCGUCCUACUACAAUUGCCAGCCCCAAGCUCAGGCCAAUCCUUACUCCCGCGGCUGCAGUGCCAUUACAAGGUGCCGGCGUUAAUUUUCUAUUUUAUUCAAUUUUUUAAAAAAGAAAAUGGGUUUGGUUGUUACACAUGAAGGAGGGAUGGAUUAGAGAUGAUGGGUCUGUGAUGUUAUUGAUGGAUAUAUUGUUGUUAUAAUUCCAAUUAUAUUCGCAUUUUCUCUGUAAAAGAUUAUUGUUAUAAUUCCAAGUAGGUUUUUUUUUUAACUUCUCUGGAUUUUGAGCUGCACAUGACUGUCUCUUAACUCAGCUUGGCCAGAUGUUAUGUGACUCAAAGCCAGAUCUUAUUGUUAUGGGUAAUUUUAGGAUAUAAUAGUUGUUUUGCCUAUUAAAUGUAUUUUUGGGGAAAAUGCUUGUAUUUUAAUAUAUUUAAAUAAAAAAAUAAAAUAAAAUGCUUGUU
Rubroshorea leprosula is the source of this 957-nucleotide messenger RNA. Lineage: Eukaryota; Viridiplantae; Streptophyta; Magnoliopsida; Malvales; Dipterocarpaceae. The record is from the annotation of a GenBank genome assembly.